Molecule: messenger RNA, 1182 nt
Organism: Bubalus bubalis (water buffalo)
Lineage: Eukaryota; Metazoa; Chordata; Mammalia; Artiodactyla; Bovidae
Gene: BTG4
Product: BTG anti-proliferation factor 4
Exons: 5
Coding region: 172-861 (229 amino acids)
Biological process (GO): negative regulation of cell population proliferation; negative regulation of mitotic cell cycle
Cellular component (GO): nucleus; cytoplasm
Source: RefSeq, a predicted model, not a curated record
GGGCAGCACCUGUGUAAGGCAAAAAACCUAUCCGGCCUCGGGACCCAGGUUUAUAUAAACUGCAGCCUGGAACUGACAAACCAGGUGUGGUGAGAGAGGCUUCUGACUCUGGCCCCCUUCCUGUUGGGCUAAAGAUCUUUUGCUGACCUCCUUGUAGGCUCUUCUUGAAUCAUGAGAGAUGAAAUAGCAACAACAGUCUUCUUUGUGACAAGAUUAGUGAAAAAACAUGAUAAACUGAAUAAAGAGCAAAUAGAAGACUUUGCAGAAAAGCUGAUGACAAUCUUGUUUGAAACAUACAGAAGUCACUGGCACUCUGAUCACCCUUCUAAAGGGCAAGCCUUCAGGUGUAUCAGGAUAAACAAUAAUCAGAAUAAAGAUCCUAUUCUAGAAAGGGCUUGUGCUGAAAGUAACGUGGAUUUUUCUCACCUGGGACUUCCAAAGGAGAUGACCAUAUGGGUAGACCCCUUUGAAGUGUGCUGCCGGUAUGGUGAGAAAAAUCAUCCAUUUACAAUUGCUUCUUUCAAAGGCAGAUGGGAGGAAUGGGAAUUAUCCCAACAAAUCAGUGAUGCUGUUAAUAGAGCCACAUUAGACUACUCCUCCGGCACUUCCUCUGAUGAAGAAAGUUGUAACAAAGAACCUCAGAUAAUUCCUAAAGUCAGCAAUCCAAAAAGUAUUUAUCAGGUUGAAAACUUGAAACAGCCCUUUCAAUCUUGGUUCCAAAUUCCCCGAAAAAAGAAUAUGAGGGAUGGCCGGAUGGGCCUCCUAGGAAAUGCUUAUCAUGCAUUGCAUAAGACCCCUAAAGGUCACAGGCUUGCUGCCGGGCACCGGGUGGACAGGUACCACUGGGUCAACACACGCUGAUAUGCAGCGGCUGGGCCCUCAUGGGCGAGAGCUCAGUGGAGCCACUUUUAUAUUCUCUGAAAUGAAAAUGAGUCUAAGCUGGAGAGGCCCAGGAAACAGAAAAAAUAACUGCAUUAGGGACUAGGGUACAUGAUGGUGAAUCCUCUCAUGCAGAUCGACUAUGUUCUUAACUGUACUUUUAAUUGUUUAAUUUUACUUGAAAUUUUAUGUAACACUAAUGAAUGUACCCUAUAAGGUAAUAGAAUGAAGAUACUGACCUGUCAUAAGAGUCAAUGAAUUAUCAAAAGUAACAGUUUAAAUAAAUGUGCUGUGUUUUUAAUA